This is a messenger RNA of Effrenium voratum, 879 nucleotides long. The record is from the annotation of a GenBank genome assembly. NCBI's taxonomy places the organism in Eukaryota, Dinophyceae, Suessiales, Symbiodiniaceae.
GCCUUCAACUACUUCGGUCCAGUGGAGCACAAUGGGCGCUGUUGCAGACACCUCUUUCUGCACAGCAGCUGAUGUUGUGUUUCGCUCCACUGCGUUGCGACCGUUUCUGAACCAUCCUGGUGUUGGAAGCCAAGGUUUGGCAUUCCACAAACCGGUCAACCCAGUCCACGUCGCGCAGGAGGCCUCGGCAUCAUCGCUUGUGAGACCGUUCCAUGCGGACAAGGAGCCCCGGAGCUCUCGCAGGGCUGGCGCUUCACCCUGGUCGCGGGUGCAUCAUCAACCUCCUCGAGGCAUCAGGCAGAGCCUGGCACAGACACUGCCGCAGAGAGCUGAGCCUCUCGAGGCUCCGAUGUGCAUAGGCCAAGCAGAUGGAUCGAUGCCAUCAGCCAAGCGUUGCGCGAGACACGCAGCGGCAGAUGAGUACGACAGCUUUCCAGAGGAGGAGUAUGAUCCGCGGGUCCUGGUGCCGGCGCACCGCAUCGGCGACGCGCCAGAAAGGCGGCCGCAGUGCUUGCCGACGAGGACGGGGAGGACCGGCCGUUUGCCGCGGUCAGAUGGCUCCAAGAAGGGGCCUGCCCCGUCGUCGCUGCCUUGCCUGUCUGGCAAGCAGAUGAAAUUGCACAAGUGCGCGUCGGAGCCCAGCAAGCCCUUCUUGGCCAACGCAGGCCUCUUGCAGUUCAUGCUGCCCAACCUCGGCUUUCCGCCAGCCUUUUCCGAGGAGGCGGCGCUCGAGCAGUUUUUCAUGCAUCACCAGGAAUUCGACGUUCUCCAUGAAGAGUUGCUGGAGCAGUGAGCCGCAGAAGCCAAGCUUGAUUUGCCAAUGAGGGGCUACCUGCACGAUUUUGGUGGGGGUUGAGAGCUUGAUGUCAAAGCGUGUUU